Messenger RNA from Penicillium robsamsonii, 240 nucleotides. RefSeq lists its product as uncharacterized. The annotation marks the transcript as partial. NCBI's taxonomy places the organism in Eukaryota, Fungi, Ascomycota, Eurotiomycetes, Eurotiales, Aspergillaceae. The record is from RefSeq and is a predicted model, not a curated record. The transcript has 2 exons.
GACGCCCUCAAGGGACUGUCCAAACAAAUUUCCUACUUUUUCAACUUUACGGAGGCUUAUGAAGCGCAAAAAUUUUCGUCCUUACGCACGGCUGCGGACCAUUAUCGCGUGUCUUAUUCGAAGCUUCGCGGUCGGAAAAACAAAAACGGACGGCUGUCUCUCUCCGAUCGCCCUACCACCAACAAUGCAUUAAAUUCGAAUCAAGAAAAAGCAUUGAAAAUGCUGCAAAUUGCCUGUUGA